Molecule: messenger RNA, 1935 nt
Organism: Phaeodactylum tricornutum CCAP 1055/1
Lineage: Eukaryota; Bacillariophyta; Bacillariophyceae; Surirellales; Neidiaceae
Exons: 3
Coding region: 1-1935 (644 amino acids)
Biological process (GO): protein ubiquitination
Cellular component (GO): membrane; Cul4A-RING E3 ubiquitin ligase complex
Source: RefSeq, a predicted model, not a curated record
AUGGAUCCGGGCCUCCCAACCGGUCCCCCCUUUCGUUUCAUCGUUCCCCACGGGACGGGCCAUGGCGAAGUAAUCCCAUAUCCACAACGAAUUCGUCCCUCGCAUUUUUUCCUAGCUUUUGCCCGACAGGCACUGGAAGGCAACCGUCUCUUGCCGUACAUUCGUCGUCAUUGUCCCAGCGGUACCGCUACCGCAAUGAUGGACAUCCUUCCCGACGCACCCGACGUGAUUGUUCCGGUUCCACCGAGACCUUUACAACAGCCCCACCCGCAUCGACAAGGUUGCGACACAUUUACUGUUAAUCCUGUCCCAAGAACGAAUGCGUGUGGUGCCGUGAGUGACGUUCGGGAAUCGACGGCGCGUCGGGGACGAUCGUUGGGACGUCUGCCGAAUCUACACGUUUGGAUCUUGGUGCUGGCCGUAGCUCUCGUGGCGGCUGUCCUAGUCCAGUGGAGCGAAUCGUUGUCGUCUUCCACGAGUCUUUCCCUGGACACCCCCGAGGUUUCCCCGUUCCGAUGGCUUCUAAAAGGGGACGAUUCCCGUUCCCCACACAGCCAACACAAACCUAUUUACGACGAGGCGCACCCCGCACUCUUUCCCUUGUCCCGCAGCGAUCAAAUUGGCUUUUUCCUCGCCACGCUCGGUCUCAUGGUGGCGGCUGGUGGCGGCAUUGGUGGAGGUGGGAUCCUCGUACCCGUGUACAUUCUAGUCAUGGGCUUUACCCCUAAACACGCCAUUCCCUUAUCCAACGUUACCGUAUUGGGCGGAGCCGUCGCCAAUACGAUCCUCAAUGCCCGCAAACGACAUCCCCUCGCGGAUCGACCCCUCGUGGACUGGGAUCUCAUCCUCGUUAUGGAACCCCUCACCAUUGCCGGAGCCCUGCUCGGUGCCUUUCUCAACAAAGUUCUGCCGGAGUUGUUACUCACCGUACUACUCGUACUCCUCUUGUCCGUCACGGCUUACACUAGUUUGACCAAGGCGUUGAAACUUUACGCCCGGGAAAGUCGCGCCAUGGCCGCCGCUCAAGGACUCGUACGGGUCGACGGAACCAAGGAAUCGGAACUUACCGUCAUGGCACGAUUGGAAGAUCAAGACGACCACGACGAAGCUGCCGAAGUACUUUUGGAAAAUAUGGAACGAGACGAUGACGACGACGAAUCUAGUUCCGACGACGAUAUGAAGAGCGUGGAGUUGCCCGCGUCGUCCUUGCAAGCCGAACUGGACCAGCUGUUGGAAGAAGAGUGCACGACGCCCAUGGCCAAUAUAUCGAUCCUGGUAACCAUGUUCAUCGUCGUUCUCACGAUCAACGUACUCAAAGGCGGUGGCGCCUUUCCCAGUCCUCUCGGUAUUCGUUGCGGAUCUCGAGCCUUCUGGAUCGCCAACCUGGUCAUGCUCGCUUGGAUUGGGAUCAUUAGCGUGGGCAUCCGAGCCUACCUGGUCCGACGAUUUGAACAAAAGCGACGCCUCAGCUUUCCCUACGUCGAAGGCGAUAUUCGAUGGGACGCACGAGCUACCAUUGUCUAUCCGGUGGUGUGCUGCAUGGCCGGAUUCUUUGCUGGAAUGUUUGGGGUGGGCGGCGGGAUUGUCAAGGGACCACUCAUGCUGGCCAUGGGCGUUCAUCCGGCCGUUUCGUCCGCGUCCUCUGCUUGCAUGAUUCUAUUCACUUCUUUUACAGCCACGACGAGUUUUGUUGUUUUCGGACUCCUCGUCUGGGACUACGCGUACGUCUGCAUGGCUAUCGGUUUUGUGGCCACUUUCGCCGGCCAAGUGGGGCUGUCCUAUCUCAUGAGGCGUGCCCAACGUAAUUCGUACAUUGCCUUUUCUAUUGGAGCCGUGGUGUUGCUGUCGGCCUUUCUUAUGACCAUACAAUCCCUACUGAGCAUGGCAGCGGGAGAAAAACACCACUCGGGAGGAAUUUGUGGCAAGGGAGACUAG